UCAUCAUCCAUCAUCCAUCACCUCAACAAACCGAAGCCUCGUCUCUCUACUUAUUCCACAUUCAGCCUCGCCACCAGUAAGACAGAUCAUCGAUAUCGACAAGAAAACCCAUUUACGACCCCCUUUUCAAUACUACGCCCCUCGACAUCAUCCAAUCUAUAUCGAACGCACCUAAUACAUAGGUUAGGUACCUUAUUCAUAUCAUAAGCCAUGGCCGCACCUUCAAACAAGUCCGGCGACAAGCCCGCCGCCGAACCCUCCAAGGAGCAGCCCCAGGCGCAGCAGAAGCCGGCUACCGCGCUGGAAGAGGACGACGAGUUCGAAGACUUCCCCGUAGAAGACUGGCCUACAGAGGAGACCGAAGCAGCAGCGACGGCAGUGACGGGAGGCAACGGCACUACGACGCAGCACCUGUGGGAGGAGAGCUGGGACGACGACGACACCUCCGACGACUUUUCCGCGCAACUAAGAGAGGAACUCAAGAAAGUCGAAGCCUCGAAGCGAAGAUGAGACCGUAUCUACGGGCUGGGCGUUUCCGGGCACGACGGUCGAGCAUGCGAGCAGGCAGGACUAGUGGCAUUAGGGUCAGGCCAUGACUAAGAAACCGAACCGCAUUGUAUCUAUUCUCCAGCGCUCUGCACUAUUUCGCUAGGCGUAGAGCAAAUGAGCAAGGCUUUGAUUAAUAGACUGGCAGAUGUAGAGCUGCCGAGUAUGACACAAUAGAGACUCCCUUGCCUUUACGUAUCGACACUUCUUUCUCCUUGUAGCUAAUAUGAGAAUCGGUAUUAUUAUCAUUAUCCAGAACAAGAUACCUCACAGACGAAAUAGC
Messenger RNA from Daldinia vernicosa, 829 nucleotides. Its product is annotated as DSS1/SEM1 family-domain-containing protein. The record is from RefSeq and is a predicted model, not a curated record. The transcript is spliced from 3 exons. Lineage: Eukaryota; Fungi; Ascomycota; Sordariomycetes; Xylariales; Hypoxylaceae. Gene Ontology annotation, biological process: mRNA export from nucleus; proteasome assembly; double-strand break repair via homologous recombination. Bases 211 to 510 code for a protein of 99 amino acids. Gene Ontology annotation, cellular component: proteasome regulatory particle, lid subcomplex; proteasome complex.